Molecule: messenger RNA, 1350 nt
Organism: Rhizopus microsporus ATCC 52813
Lineage: Eukaryota; Fungi; Mucoromycota; Mucoromycetes; Mucorales; Rhizopodaceae
Product: putative transcriptional regulator, GntR family
Exons: 5
Coding region: 99-1298 (399 amino acids)
Biological process (GO): biosynthetic process
Molecular function (GO): L-2-aminoadipate:2-oxoglutarate transaminase activity; pyridoxal phosphate binding
Source: RefSeq, a predicted model, not a curated record
CAAAAAGGUUUUGUAAGAAGUAACAAAAGAAGGUUCAUUUUUUAUAUCUCAGCUUUUUCUCAUGUCUUCAUCUUUUUCUUCUUUAUUUUUUCUAAUCAAUGUUGAUAAAUUUUAAAAGAGGACAACCCUCACUUGAUAUACUUCCCACCGAACUCUUUCUCAAGUCAACCCAGCAACUAUUUAGUGAGCCUAAUGCAGCUGAAGACGUAUUACAGUAUGGACCAGAAUUGGGUCAUCCAGAAUUCCUUGACAAUUUAGCCAAGUUUUUGACCAAGGAAUACCAAAUGCCUGUAUCAAGUAAGCAAUUAUGUGUCACACCCGGCGCGUCUCUAUCGCUUCAACAUAUUCUCUCUAUACUUACACGUCCAGAUGCUCAGACCAAAUACGUCUAUUUGCAGGAUCCAACUUAUUUUUUGGUUUUUGAUAUUUUUUUAGAUUUAGGAUACCGCCGUGAUCAAUUUGUCAGCGUUCCUGAAGAAGGCGAGGAUGGUAUGGAUAUAAAUGUGUUGGAAGAUCAUCUUCGUCAUCAUUGUAGUAUGCAGAAUGGUGGAAGGGAAAGAGAUGCGAUGAUAUUUGAUUCUGUACUCUAUUGUGUGCCCAGUCAUGCCAAUCCAACUGGGUCUAUUUUAUCAAGCGAGAAAAGAAAACGAUUGGUUGAUCUUGGCAGAAAGUACAAUAUGUUGAUCGUAUGUGACGAUGUUUAUGACGCAUUAACCUAUGAAGGGCCUGUGCCUAAACGCCUUGUUGCAUAUGACCUAGAGGAACCUAAAGAAAAACAUGUGGUUAUCAGCAAUGGAUCAUUUUCAAAACUACUCUCACCAGGGGCAAGGGUUGGAUGGAUUGAGGCGGAUAGUGCCAUCAUUAAGCAACUGGGUGAUAGUGGCUCAUUCAAAUCUGGAGGCUCACCUGCUUAUCUGUCAAGUCAAAUUAUAAACACAAUGAUGAAGCAGGAUGUAUUACAUCAUCAUGUUGCGUACAUACGAGAGGUGCUCAGUGACCGACUUCACAGUGGACUUUGGCAUCCCAUACAGAAGCAUCUAGUUCCACUUGGUUGUCGUGUUACCAUUAAACCCAAAGGAGGAUAUUUUGUCUGGCUUACUCUUCCUUUCAGUGCUGAUAAACUCAUAGACAUCAUACAAACUCACAAGAUAGAACUACAAGUAGGCGCCGGCACGCUCUUUAAUGUAGAAAAGAACGUAGACUGUGAUGUUCGUCUAUGCUUUGCUCAUUAUGACACAAGCACCCUGCAAGAAGGUGUCGAUCGUUUAAAAAAGGCAAUUUUAAUAGGUCUUACAUAAAGUUCAUAUUGUACCACUUUCUCACAUAAGAUCUGUUCAUUUAUCUUGACAU